AUGAACAAGCGCAUUUUGCAUGUUGUCACCAACGUGGCACACUAUGAUGAUCCAUCCCACCCGACUGGCUUGUGGCUAUCUGAACUCACCCACGCUUGGCACGUCUUCGAAGAGCAUAGUUUUAAGCAGAGUAUCGUUAGCCCAACGGGGGACAGCGAAGGUCUGCAGCAGAUUACCCGGGAGAUUUUCGAACGAGGUGGCGUCGUAUCCUCUGUUUGCCACGGUUACUGUGGCCUACUGCACACUAAACUCUCGGAUGGGUCAUACCUGGUCGCUGGCCGCAAGAUGACCGGGUUCACCUGGCGGGAGGAGGUGCUUGCUUGCGUUAACAAGCUUGUGCCCUACAACGCUGAAGAAGAGGUAAAGAAGCGCGGCGCACACUACCAGUCGGCUAAGUUACCUUUCGUUUCUUACACGGUAGUGGAUGGAAAUCUGGUGACUGGACAGAAUCCGGGCUCGGCGAAAGAGACUGCGAACAAGGUCGUCACCGUCCUCAGCCAGCCACAGCGUGAUUCACUGUCUUAUUGA
Messenger RNA from Penicillium griseofulvum, 528 nucleotides. RefSeq names its product type 1 glutamine amidotransferase domain-containing protein. The record is from RefSeq and is a predicted model, not a curated record. The transcript has 2 exons. The coding region runs from base 1 to 528 and encodes 175 amino acids. NCBI's taxonomy places the organism in Eukaryota, Fungi, Ascomycota, Eurotiomycetes, Eurotiales, Aspergillaceae.